Molecule: messenger RNA, 3015 nt
Organism: Schizosaccharomyces osmophilus
Lineage: Eukaryota; Fungi; Ascomycota; Schizosaccharomycetes; Schizosaccharomycetales; Schizosaccharomycetaceae
Gene: met10
Product: sulfite reductase NADPH flavoprotein subunit
Exons: 1
Coding region: 1-3015 (1004 amino acids)
Cellular component (GO): cytosol
Molecular function (GO): flavin adenine dinucleotide binding; FMN binding; sulfite reductase (NADPH) activity
Source: RefSeq, a predicted model, not a curated record
AUGUCUAAUACCCCAGAAAGCAUGGUGAAGUGCGAUUCAUCUCAUCAAGUGAUUGAGGAUAUUGUGUAUUCUCUUUCAAACCAUAUCUUCUCAUACGCCGAGCACGUUCCUUUGAACCACUACUUAACCCAUUGGAAUAAGAAUGGUCGUCAAAACGGGUUUUCAAACAAUGUAGAAUUGUUUAAUUUGGAAGCUCGUUCUGGCGCCCCCGGAUUAUUGCUGGGAUCUUAUACAGCUGCCAUUUCCUCACCCGGCGUGUAUUCUAUGAUUACUCCCUCCAGUUGCCUCUCUUUAAUGAAUCCUUUGAUCUCAAACAUUGGACUUUUCUACGGCACUAGCAAACCUCUUGUUUUGCACGUUGCUGCUUUGGAUUAUGUUGACCAAGCGUACCGUACCGACAACAACAGUGUACUCGACUUUGCCUACUUGAACAACUUUACCGUGUUCACUUCCCAGUCGAAUGUGGAAGCUGCUCAUAUGGCUCUUGCUAGCACAAUUGCGGCCAAGACAAGUCCCACUGUCCAUGUUUAUGAGCCCGACGCAAUUGCUACAGCUUUGGCCCCUGGCCUUCCUAAUCUCGAUGUUGGGGCUGUUGUUGAUUGCUUCAACUCAUUUUCCACCAAUGAAGAUCCUGUUCAGAAUGCCGCCAACGCUUUGACUCAUAUCAACGACCAUUUUUCCACUAAUUACAAGCCAGUCGAAUAUGAAGGUUCUUCAUCUGCUUCCAAGGUCUUUGUUACUUUUGGAAAGACAGAAACUAUGGCUGCUCGUAAUUUACUUGCUGCCAAUCAGGAUUUAGGAUUGCUUUCUAUUCGUACCUUCCCCUUUUCGGUUGAGGAUUUGCAUCGCAGCCUUCCUAUUACUUGCAAGAGAGUUGUCGUCAUUUCCCAAGUCCGCUCGACUGCCGUUAGCUCUCCUUCUUUUUACUAUUCUUCUAUUCUCGCAAGCUUGUUGGACACUGAAAGUCUUCAGUUUUCUGUGGAAGAGCACCGUUAUGCUGUCAAAGAAUCAUUAACUACUGAGUCUCUUUACGACGCUCUUUCCGACCAUUUGAGUCUCAAUUACGCUGUUUCCACGGCUUCCAAGGUAGAAAAGACUGUAAAUUUCUGGGAACUCGACACUUCUGAAUAUUACGUUCCUCACUUGGUGUCUACUCACAGAACCGACCAAUCAAGGUCUGUCGCUUUUCGUACCUUGUACGACAAUUUGGUGCUUGCAGGUGUUCGAUUUACCACCGUUCAGCUUUCAACUCAAAACGCUUUUCUUACUGAUAUCACCCAUGGUUUGAAUGCAGAUAUUUCUGUGGUGGUGAACGAUAAGAUACCAUCCUAUUAUAAAGUUCUAGCCAAUGCUGCUGAGCACUCUGUUUGUUUGCUCCAGACUACCAUCUCUCAUGAGGAGGCUGCCUCUAAACUUCCUUAUGAGUUUUUGACUGAUAUUUUGAAUAAAGAUAUCAAGUUGAUUCUCGUUAAUCCCAAGAAAUUUGUUAUCAAUGGUUCUAAUCUACCAAUUUUGAGUGCCUAUAUCCAGCUAUUCAAACCCGGAUUAGGUUCUGAGGAAGCCUUUAGUAUCCUUUGCAAGGAGAAGGGAUUCAAUGAAACUAUUCGCAAUAGUGCCCUUGAUUCUUUGAAGGAGGCUUUGGCUUUUGUUAAUGUGGAGAAAGCAGCAAUUGAAGCACGCGAACCCAGCGACAAGCAAUUGCCCACACGUGCCGUUGAAACAUCUUUUGGUCCUAACCCUAUCAAAUCUCUUGAGGAAGAUGUUGCACCACGAACCACCAGUUGGGAGACUCUUGCUCAACAAAUGAUGUUCCCGGAAGCUUACAAUAAGCAAGAUGCUUUACGUCCUGAUGUUUCGGAACGCGCAUACACUGUACGAGUGAAGUCCAAUAAGCGUCUUACGCCUUCUACAUAUAGCCGUAACAUUUUCCAUAUCGAGUUUGACCUUGGCAAUUCGGGGCUGACUUAUGACAUUGGAGAAGCUCUUGGUGUAUACGGUGUGAAUAACAAAGCACACGUUGUCGAUUUUAUUAAUGAGUACGGCUUAAAUGCCAAUGAACUCAUUCAGGUGCCUUCUAUCUUCUACAAGGGUCACUGGGAAACCCGCACUGUUUACCAAGCCUUAUCUCAAAACCUUGACAUUUUUGGAAAACCAACGAAGAAGUUUUACGAACAAUUGGCUCAUUAUGAAACCGAUGAAAAAGAACGCUCGGAUCUCGAUACUUUAGUCAGUCCUGUUGGUGCUCCCGAUUUUAAGCGCCGUGCUGAAGUUGACAUGCUUACGUAUGCCGAUGUUUUGAAGGAAUACAAACAUGCAAAAUUGAAUGCAUCUGAUUUGGCAGUUAUCGUUCCUUCUAUCAAGCGCCGUGAAUAUUCAAUUUCUUCUUCCCAAAGGAAGCACAAGGACAGCGUUCAUUUGCUAAUUGUCGUUGUUGACUGGAAGGAUGGUAUGGGACGUGACCGUUACGGACAAUGCUCUCAUUAUUUGUCAAGUUUGCGAGUUGGUGAUCCUGUUACAGUUGCAGUGAAAACGUCUGUCAUGAAGCUGCCUAAAUCUCCAGAGAAGCCCAUCGUAAUGGCUGGACUUGGUACAGGAUUGGCACCUUUCCGAGCAUUUUUGCAGUUCAAGGAAUGGCAACGACUCCAAGGCAUUCCCUCUGGAGACGUCGUGCUUUACUUGGGUUCACGUACCCAGCGUGAAGAAUACUUGUAUGGUGAAGACUGGGAAGCGUAUCACGCUGCCAAUUUAUUAACAUUUGUCGGACAAGCUUUCAGUCGUGAUCAACCGUACAAGAUUUAUAUCCAAGACGUUAUGCGAUCUUCCAAGGAACUGCUGAAGAAGACUUUGGUAGAUGAAGGAGGUUCAUUCUAUUUGUGUGGUCCUACAUGGCCAUUGCCCGAAAUCACCAGUGUAUUAGAAGAGGUGAUUCAAAGUGCUCAUUCCGAGCCUGUUAACGCUCGUAAUAUCAUUGAGCAAUGGAAGGAGGAACGCCGCUUCGUAAUUGAAGUUUAUUAA